GACAGGAGUCCGCUGCCCGCUGUUGUGACAUGUGGUGUAAAGUCCUCCUCCUCCUCAGCCUGCUGGCUGUCAUAAACACUGCGUCUCCCCUCCAGCUCAGCGUGGCCCUGGGCUCCACCGUGCUGCUGCCCUGCCCCCUGCCCCCCACCAGCAGCAGGCUGAGCAACCUGUCCCUGCUCCGCGUCACCUGGACCCGCGGCAACGGCUCCGAGGUGGCCUCCUUCGGCCCCGCGCAGCAGCAGCACGUCCAGGGGGGCUUCCUGUGGAACCCCCCUGCGUUCCUCCGGGGGAACUUCUCCCUGACGGCCAGUGACGUGGUCCCGGCCCACCAGGGGGCGUACGUCUGCUCCGUCAGCUACAACUCCUCCCGACUGGGGUCCCACAACGUCUCGCUGAGCGUCCUGGCCCCACCCACCAUCCAGGUGGUCUCCCAGUGGGUGGUCUUGGAACGGGAGAGCCAACUGGAGUGUCUGGCAGAGGGGUUCUUCCCUCCACCUGUCCUCUUCUCCUGGACCAGGGAGGGGGAGGAGAUCAAGGCCCCCCACCCUGUGGACGGGGCACCAGCAGGUCCGGUCGGGUUGCACCGGGCCAUCGGGAACAUGACCUUCUACCCCUCCCGAGACGACCAGAACGCUACGUUCGGCUGUGAGGUGACCCACGGAUCGGUCCACAGGAGCCUGACCUUCCAGCUCAACUUCACCGUCCUGCCGUCCAUCCGAAUGUCGGCCGUCCCUGUUUCCGCUCGGUCCUCCGCCCUCACGCUUGCCUGCGACCUGGACGGCUUCUACCCAGAAGAGAUCUCUGUGUCCUGGGUCCAGAACGGGACCACCCUACCCCAGAGCCCUGUCAGCGAGCCCACCCCCGACGGGACCUUCCGGACCACACGCUACCUCACGCUCAGCACCGAGCAGCGGGAGCAGGCAGGCCAUAUACAGUGUGUGGUGGACCAGCCGGGAGCCUUGGAGCCGGCACAGGUCCACGCCAGCCUGGAAGUCCUGGACCCACCCGAUUCAGAUCCAGUCCUGACCAAGUCUGCCAAGGCCUCUGUGGCUCUCAUGUGCAUCUCCCUGGUCCUGGUCUUCCUGCUCUGCUUCGGCUUCUCCUGGCGCAGGAGGGACGAGAAGCAGAAGUCUCUGAGCGUGUCCGGGAUCAUUCUGCCUCCCCACGUGGUGGUUGGACAGAAGGGCCGUGUGACUGUUAGCAUUGAGGGACGCAGAGUCGACCAAGUCGAAACCAGCUGGUUCCUCAAUGACACACCCAUCACCGACACCUCACACAAAGUAUCAGAGAAAGGACCUCUGCUUCCCUCCAGAGGACAGACUGAGUACUACAAGCUGCACAACCAGGGCCCCUUGCACUCCACUGGAAACCGGCAGCAGCUGGUGUCAUCGCUCACCUUCGUCCCGCAGAUCUCCGUCCAUAAGGGGGCGGUGUUCAAAUGCCAGGUGUCCUACAUGGGCAAGGACAAGGUGGUGGUCGAGAGAGUGUCCGAAAGGUUCACUGUCCUGGCUGCUCCAGAAGUGUCCGAGAUACAGCUAGCGGAGGUAACUGAGGACUCAGACACCAUCACCUUGACGGUGCACGCGUCCCACUUCCACCCGGACAUCAUCACGUUCCGCUGGUUCUGCGAGGGCAGCGAGCUGAGCCCUGUGGCCUCGCAGGCCUCGUCCUCGCCGCGGCCCGACCCCCAGGGCUUCUUCACCGCCUCCAGUCAGUGCCGCCUCCCCCGCAGCGAGCUGGAGCGAGGGAACACCAAGGUCUGGGUGACAGUGCACCACGUGGCACUCCGACUACCGGUCACCCGCGAGACCAGAGGCUUCAUCAGGACGCCGUGCGUGGCGGAGAUUGUGAGCUCUGCCUCCAUGCCUGGGGAACCCCCGACCCUGGGCUGUGACAUCACAGGGUUCUACCCCCCCGACCUCACGGUGACCUGGCUCCGCCUGAGGGAGGGCGAGCAGGACGACCGGGAGGAGGAGGUGGUGGAGGGAGGUGAGCUGUGGGGGCCCGUCCAGACUCAGGCCCGACUGUACCGCGCCACGGCCAUACUGCACCCCACCAGGAGGAGGGACGAGGCCAAGGAGAGAGCAGGAGGAGAAAGGGGAGGCGGAGGAGUGGUCUGUCGGGUGGAGCACCGCUCCCUGGAUCAUCCCAUCGAGAGACGAUGGAGGAACGCCCAACUCACCCCUCCCUCCGUCCCCCUCUCCAUGUCAGUGUGCUGGAGCACCGAGGGCGUGGGGGUCUUCUCCCUGCUGCUGCGGGGCGGCCAGCCGCGGGCGCGCCUGCUCUGGACAGCCGGGGCCGCCACCCUCUCACCCCUGACCUCCAGCGAGACGGAGGAGAUGGGGGACGACGGGCGGCGGGAGCUGCGGAGCGUGUGUGCCCUGCAGCGGGCCGGCCCCGGAGGGGAGGCGCCAGGGACACGGCCGAGUGGAGGACGUGCUCUGAGCAGAGGCGGUAAGACGGCGGUGAGCCCCAGCGACACAGAGGACAUUGAGUACAUGGACCAGAAGGUGGACGGAGAGAACAACAACAAUGUGGAGAGCUGGGCGGCGACCAAGACGCUGUCCGAAGAGGAGAGCCAUGGGGAGGAUGAGGAGAGCGAUGAGGAAGAGGUUGGGCCCGGGGGCCUGCACAUAAACCGGGUGGACGUGAGGACGCCCGCCCGCCAAGUUAGGAGGGGUCUGCGGGUAUGUGUGGAGAUCUCACACCCGGCCCUCGCUCUGCCUGUCUACAGAACAUGGACAGAGUCAAUACAGGAGGAGUCAUCUUCCAUUUGACCAAUCGGAUGCCUGAAACAGGGAUGUUUUUUUUUAUAACCUACUGUAUGUAAUGAUAAUGAAGAUAUCACACUGUAGCUGGUCCAUAUUUCCAUCUUUUCCCAUAGGUUAUUUAUUUAUUUGUAUUAUUAAUCCACUGUCUUUGAUAUCAAUAGUUUUUAGUCUGUAUUCUUAUUUUAUUUUUUAAAAUAGUAGUAAUAAUAGUAAUCCUAUUGUUUCGUUAUACGUGUGUGUGUGUGUGUGUGUGUGUGUGUGUGUGUGUGUGUGUGUGUGUGUGUGUGUGUGUGUGUGUGUGUGUGUGUGUGUGUGUGUGUGGACAGAGAGAGAUUUUAUAAUGUUUAGACUCAUAAUCUAAAGAUACAUGUCCUAGUUUUAUGUGGAGUCCGUUCGGUUUGGGUUUAGUGUAAAAAUAUUUUUUUUACAGAGUUUCUGAUUAAUAAA
Gadus chalcogrammus (walleye pollock) is the source of this 3218-nucleotide messenger RNA. RefSeq lists its product as uncharacterized. NCBI's taxonomy places the organism in Eukaryota, Metazoa, Chordata, Actinopteri, Gadiformes, Gadidae. Bases 30 to 2777 code for a protein of 915 amino acids. The transcript has 13 exons. The record is from RefSeq and is a predicted model, not a curated record.